This is a messenger RNA of Phanerochaete carnosa HHB-10118-sp, 876 nucleotides long. RefSeq lists its product as uncharacterized. Gene Ontology annotation, molecular function: oxidoreductase activity. Bases 1 to 738 code for a protein of 245 amino acids. NCBI's taxonomy places the organism in Eukaryota, Fungi, Basidiomycota, Agaricomycetes, Polyporales, Phanerochaetaceae. The transcript is spliced from 4 exons. The record is from RefSeq and is a predicted model, not a curated record.
AUGUCCAAGCUCCGUAGCCGCGUCUCCCUCUUUACUACCAAAUUUCCAAAGUACCGCCAAACUACGCCAUCUAUACGGAGAGACCAUCAUCGUCGUGCGUCGGUUUUUUCAAGCCAUACACCAGUAUUAAUAGCCCUCCCCCUCGUCAAUAAAGUCGCCGUUGUGACCGGCUCCUCUCGCGGUAUUGGUGCUGCCAUCGCCAGAAGACUCGCUGCCCACGGUGCAUUUGUGGUCGUAAACUAUCUCGGCAGUGCAGGCGCCGCGGGUGCGCUCGUGCAGCAGAUCAAUGUGGAGGGCAAGGGCAAAGCUAUCGCCAUCAAGGCAGACAUAUCGUCGGUCGUCGAAGGAACCAGGCUCAUCGAAGAGACCGUACGGCAUUUUGAAAGACUGGACAUUCUGGUUCUGAAUGCUGGCAUCGUGGGUGACGCCUCCCUCAAUGAUAUCGAUGAAAAGCAUUUCGACGACCAGUUUACCGUUAACGUAAAGGCACCGCUCUUCAUGGUCAAGGCGGCCGCAACUCAGCACCUAGGGCCUGGUACGCAUGAGGUCGUGUGCUCUUCCGCAGCAACGAAGAAUUCUAGCAUCACUGGCAACUAUGCCGUGUACUCCGCCACCAAAGGGGCGGUCGAGCAGAUGACGCGCGUGCUUGCCAAGGACAUCGGAGCUAGGGGCAUCACCGUCAAUGCUGUUGUUGUAGACACCGAUAUGGUCCGGCAGGGGAACGACGAGAACGGUUGAAGUUUCUAGCUCGCCCUCACCCACUUAACCGCCUCCCUAGCCCUGAAGAAAUUGCUCCUAUUUUUGCCUUCAUAUCGAGAGAGGAGGCCGGGUGGAUUAAUGGACACAUAAUUUUUGCGAAUGGCGUAAGGAUUCUUU